ACCGGGCGUCUUGGGCAGCGGAGCGGAGAUGGCGCUUCGGCAGGCGCUGGGAAGGGGCGCGCGGCUGGGCCGGGGCCUGCUGUGGCGCUGGCUCGGGGGAGCGCCUCCCCCUCCUGCUCCGCCCAAGCCGGCCGCCUUUCUCGCCCGCCGCCCGCAGCAGCCGCCGCCGGCCCGCCUGGGCUUCCUGCGUGAGGCCGCGGCCCGGCUGGGCCUGACCGGUGGGCCUCCGUCGCCGGGCCUGCUGCUGUUCCGGCAAAUGGCGCCGCGCGUCCCCCUCGGGCCUCGCCGCCUCGGGCUGGCCUUCGGCCUCGGGCUGGCGCUUCUGGAACCGGCGCUGGCCGAGCACAGGCAGGCGAGCGAGGCCUGUAAGGGCAUCCAGACAAUAUUUAUCCAGAGGAACAAACCUCAGAAAGAGCCCCUGGGCUUAUUCCGCCAGCAAGGCUUCAAAUUGGAAGAAUAUUGCAUUGGCCGAUCUAUUGGCAAAGGCUGCAGCGCAGCUGUGUAUGAAGCAACAACCCCUUUUGCCAUGCCUCACAAAGCAAGUUCAGAGCCAAAAGCUGAUCAUUUUGAUCAUUGCGAUGGUUCAGAUGCCCAGACUGGAGGGGGAAAGCUCUGCCAAGUUGGUUGUUGGAGAACUGGCUUCCCGCUGGCAAUCAAGAUGAUGUGGAACAUUUCGGCUGGUUCUUCAAGUGAAGGCAUCCUCAACUCCAUGUCACAGGAGCUUGUUCCAGCCAGCGGCUCGGCCUUAUCUGGAGAAUUUGGUGCGAUCACUCCUCCCAGGCAACUUGUCUUUGGGAAGAAGAGGCUGAAACCUCAUCCAAAUAUAGUCCAGGUGCUUCGAGCAUUCACAUCACAUGUCCCACUGCUUCCCGGUGCAACGGUGGACUAUCCGGAUGUUCUGCCCUCCACACUGAAUCCCUCUGGAAUAGGGCACAGCCGCACACUCUUCCUAGUGAUGAAAAACUACCCAUGUACGCUGCGCCAGUAUCUCUGCGAGAGGAGCCCAGCUGCCCACCUGGGCACCAUGAUGAUCCUGCAGCUACUGGAAGGGGUGGACCACCUCGUUCGACACGGAGUGGCUCACAGGGAUUUGAAGUCUGACAACAUCCUCGUUGAGUUUGACGCCGCUGGGUGUCCAGGGCUGGUCAUCUCAGAUUUUGGCUGCUGUUUGGCUGACAAAACAAUUGGCUUGAAACUCCCUUUUACCAGCUGGUAUGUGGAUCGUGGGGGCAACGGCUGCCUCAUGGCACCAGAGGUGGUCACUGCUACACCCGGCCCAGGGGUUGUGAUAGAUUACAGCAAAGCAGAUACGUGGGCAGUUGGGGCAAUGGCAUAUGAGAUCCUUGGUGCCCAUAACCCCUUCUACGGCAAAGGGGGAGCUGCUCUGGAAAGCAGGAGCUAUCAAGAUGAGGACCUGCCGCCCUUGCCAGAAACUGUACCCCUGGAAGUGAGGAAGUUGGUUGGAUUGCUGCUUCGGAGGGAUCCGGCCAAGAGGCUCUCUGCACGCGUUGCAGCUAACGUCCUCCACCUGAGUCUCUGGGGUGGUGAUACUCUCAGCCUGGAGGACCUGAGACCCACCAAGAUGGUUGGCUGGCUUCUUCACCAAUCCCUUGCCACCUUAUUGACAGACCGCUUUGGAGAUGGGAGCAAAGUCGAAACAACACUGAAGAGGUGCUUUCUGGCAAACCUGGAGUAUGAAGAUCUCUUUGAGGCGGCCGCCCUGCUCCACUCUUGGAGGAGCAUAGUGUCGUGAUGGGCUCAGCCGUUGUUGCCGUUUCCUCUGAUGUUCCACUAAAAGCAUUUAAACUGGCUAAGCUACCUCUUCCUUGCUGACAAGAAGCACUUUCUAGGGGUUGGAGUGUUCUCAUUGCAAAGGUAGAUUGGGUUUGGUUCUGCUGAAAAAAAAA
This is a messenger RNA of Lacerta agilis (Sand lizard), 1907 nucleotides long. RefSeq names its product PTEN induced kinase 1 (gene PINK1). The record is from RefSeq and is a predicted model, not a curated record. The transcript is spliced from 8 exons. Gene Ontology annotation, biological process: autophagy of mitochondrion; positive regulation of mitochondrial fission; regulation of apoptotic process. The coding region runs from base 29 to 1753 and encodes 574 amino acids. Gene Ontology annotation, cellular component: mitochondrion. Lineage: Eukaryota; Metazoa; Chordata; Lepidosauria; Squamata; Lacertidae. Gene Ontology annotation, molecular function: protein serine/threonine kinase activity; ATP binding.